Messenger RNA from Solenopsis invicta (red fire ant), 5213 nucleotides. It is a transcript of the gene Snx27, whose product is annotated as sorting nexin-27. Gene Ontology annotation, biological process: intracellular protein transport; signal transduction. Gene Ontology annotation, cellular component: early endosome. The record is from RefSeq and is a predicted model, not a curated record. Gene Ontology annotation, molecular function: phosphatidylinositol-3-phosphate binding; protein binding. The coding region runs from base 38 to 1648 and encodes 536 amino acids. The transcript is spliced from 7 exons. Lineage: Eukaryota; Metazoa; Arthropoda; Insecta; Hymenoptera; Formicidae.
GGUAGCAGCCGCCGUGAAUGGGCGGCCAGAGUGCAACAUGGCGGACUGCGAGUCGGAGGUGCACCGCUUGCCAGCCGUGAAUCAGGACGGCAGUACGAGAAACGCGGCGGCCGUGACAAUGGUGAACAACAACGCGCGCGUACCGCAGCAUCCACCGGCCGCCGGACCGGACAAGGAUCCGGUCGGCCAGGGACCGCGGUGCGUAACGAUUUACAAGACGGAGACGGGCUUCGGGUUCAACGUACGCGGCCAGGUCAGCGAGGGUGGACAACUGCGGAGCAUCAACGGCGAGUUGUACGCGCCGCUUCAGCACGUCAGCGCGGUGCUACCGCGAGGUGCCGCCGAGAAGGCCGGCGUCCGCAAGGGCGAUCGUAUCCUGGAAGUGAACAACGUCAACGUCGAGGGCGCUACUCACAAACAGGUGGUGGAUCUGAUCAAAUCGGGCGGCGACGUCCUCACCUUGACCGUCAUCUCCGUGACGCCGCAGGAAGCGGAGAGGCUGGAGCCCUGCGAGGAUCUGAGCUACGCCUCGGUGGACUACAGCGAGAAGCGGUCUUUGCCCAUCAGCGUGCCGGAUUAUCACGUCCGCGAGAGGAAGCACGAGCGUUACGUAGUCUUCAACGUCCACAUGGCCGGCAGGCACUUGUGCUCGCGCCGAUAUCGGGAAUUCGCGGCGUUGCAUAUGGCGCUGAAGAAGGAGUUCAUAGGCUUCAAUUUUCCGAAGCUACCGGGAAAAUGGCCAUUCCAAUUGAGCGAGCAGCAGCUUGACGCGAGAAGACGCGGUCUGGAACAGUAUUUGGAAAAGGUCUGCGCGGUGCGCGUAAUAGCGGAGAGCGACGCCAUGCAGGAAUUUUUGACGGAUCGACUGGAGGAGGAUGGCGAUCAGGGUCCGGCGGUUGAUCUCAAGGUUCUGCUACCUGAUCGCGAAGUCGUCACUGUCACCGUUCCUAAGGCGGCGUCGGUGAAGGACGUCUACGACGCGGUUUGCUGCAGGGUCGGCUUGGACGCGGAAACCGCCAAGUACUUCUACCUGUUCGAGAUCGUCGAGUACAAUUUCGAGAGGAAAUUGCAACCUCACGAGCACCCGCAUACUUUAUACAUUCAAAAUUAUUCGACCGCCAGUGCGACGUGCCUGGCGAUAAGGAGGUGGCUUUUCAAUGUAAAUAGGCCUUUGAGCGAACAGGCGUUGACAUGGAUAUUUUGGCAAACGAUCGACGAGGUGAACAGGGGUCACAUUACUGCGGGGGAACGAUUGUAUCAGUUGAAGGCUCUUCAGGAUGCGUCGAGAAAGCACGAGUAUCUAAAAUUAGCGAGGGAACUCAACGGGUAUGGCGACAUCGUAUUUCCGCAUUGCGCGUGCGACUCGAGAAAGGAGGGCCAUGUGGUACCGGCUGUGGGCAUGGCGACCUUCAAGUUGCACGCCGCGAAGGAGGACGGUACCCUGGAGUCACAGGUGGUCGAGUUCCAAUGGAACACCAUCGUCCGGUGGGAAGUGGACGAAGACGGGAUGGCGUUCUGCUUCCAAUACACGCGCCAGGACAAUCGUCCGCCCCGUUGGCUCAAAGUCUUCACCCCUUACUAUACGUUCCUCUCGGAUUGCUUCGAUCGAAUAGCCGAGGAAGCAAAGUGGGACGAUCCAGGAGAAUGACGUAACGUACGACGCUAAGAGGUAUCCGGCGUAUAACGUCGAAGGCUCUUUCUCACGGGAUAUCUCGGCACUUGGUCUCUUCGUAGUCGAAAUCUUUUCUUAUUAGAGUUAGGACAGUUUUUAGAAGCGAUACCGAGUUAGCGUAGCACCUUCAGCAUAUCAAAUUUUCCGAUCUGUUGGCUUCGCCGAACAUUAUAUUGAUGCUGUGCACCGAGAGAGCGUUUGCCCACCGUUAUUAGCAGAAGAGUUAGAUUCGCGCGUGCGAAUGUAGGAUACAUCCCAGUGAAAAACAAAUACUUCUGCCAGAGAAACGAAAUUCGAUUGGAUUACUGCGACGCUCGCGAGUCAUCCGAUUGAAAACGGCACGUGAUGUACAGAUUUAAAUCCGGAUUUAUACUGUACAUCACGUGCUCGUCCAUGACCUGGUGAGGGAAUCUUGGCGCAACUUGCAGUCAGCGACCAAGAAAAUAAAUUUGGUUUUUACGUUAUCGAUAUAGCGGGGACUUUUGUUUCGUCGAUGAAACACACGUGCCGUUUUUCCCUUCAUUACGAUAAACAAAAUCGUGCACGCGAUGACAUAAGCGAGAAUAACGUUAGUGUACGGAUACGUAAACUAUUAUUAUACUACGGGGAUACGCGCGGUUAUCCGCCUAGAAACCACCUAUCCUUCUGGCCUAUGAAUUAUUAUACAGCACGCAACUCGUUUUCCGACGGGAGAAUCGAUCGUCUUACGUAAAACGUUCCUCCUUGUUCGCCUAAUAGACCCGAAACUCAUGCUCGUUGGAUCUGCGUAUCGAUCGUGCAUCCAAACGAUAGAAGUGGCACCCUGUGCAUUUUCUAAUGUGCAAUAUUUUAUAAAUCAAUAAUAAUUUGUCAAUUCGUUACGCAGGAUAUUUUAAAAUGAGAAGCAUCGCUUUCGCAUGUUUGUAAGGGAUCUCAAUGGUAAUAUCGACAGCGCGUCCAAUUUAUCGCUGUGGUAGGUUUCACUCAUUAUUGUUUCCGAGUAAAAGCUUGUGAGCUGAGAGGCCUGGAAACGUCUGAGAAAAAAAGGAAAAAAAAAUAGAUACAUAUCACGUUCAUCGACGACUUCACAAUAAGCAGGAACGGAUUUGUUCUUUUUUCUUUUUCUUUUUAAACUAUCCUGUGUAACAAACAGAUUCCUAAUGCACAUGUGGCUACGGCUGGUACCACGUGUCCCGCAAUCGAUAUGUAACGUAUCGAUCAGUCCUCUACACAUUUUGUUAAUUCAUUAGUAUGUAUAGAGCAUUAGCAUUAAAAGUAGAACAAACUGUACAUAUUAACAUUACAAAUAUAUACUUUUUUGAGAAGAAAUUCAGUUGUGUACGUGUGUGUGUAUGCGUGUGUGCGUUUUAAUAAGAUCAGUAACGACUCGAACGCAAGGUUAUUACGCUGGUGGCGCGUAAAAAAAAAAUGAAGCGACCGUCUGAUAAUUAACGCAAGUGAAUCGGGGAGGAUUGUAACGAAAGUCGAGGAUUAUUUUCAAAUCGACGUUUGAAAAUAAAUCUCGAUUAAGAAACUUUAUCUCGGACUACUCCCCCCUAAUGAAUUUAUAAAGGUACUGUACAAUAGGAAAUGCGGCGUUAAUGCUCACCUCUUGAUUAUAUAAGCGUAUAACGGAUUUAGUGAGAGAGGAAAAAGCGUAAAAUUUCGAAACAAUAAUGUAUUAAGGUCGAGUAGUAACCGAUUACCUUAUACGAAAGAAGAAUAAUACUCAUUAAUAAUGUUAAAAGAGAUAUUGAUAAUAACAGCAAGUAAGAAACAUAUAAGGAUAAUACUUAGCACUACUUUGCGCAUUGCGGGAUUUUGCAAAAGGCCGUAAUACGCGUGUUGGCAUAGAUAUCCACAGUAGAAAGCGAAUAUUUGGAGCGAGUUCUCUUGCACGCCAUGCUCAUGAUCUGACAUCUGUUUUUCUUUUACCUUUCUUCUUUUCUUCUACUUUUCUCCGUUACGUUAUUAUGCAUCCUGCCUUCUCGCAGCGCUUAAAAUCCACUCGUUCUAAAUCUGUCGCUUACUUGACUGCGAGCAAUUUCAGCAGAUAAUAAAUAGAAAAAUAAAUAUAUUAUUACCGUUAACGUUUUUAAACUUUAUUCAUGGAGUAUCGAGCGCGUGCGACAAAUGAGAAAUGUAUGUGGCAAUGUAAAAUCUAAAUGAGAAAAGAAAAAGAAUAUAUAUAUAUAUAUAUAUAUAUAUAUAUAUACUCGCGAAAGAGCAUAGUUAUGAUACUGUUAAUGAUAAUAGAAAUAUAGAGUGCAUAAUAUAGUGUAAUUAUAACCAAACGCGCGAGAAUCCGAGUGAACACGCAUACAAGACGAUCGAUGUACGUUGUGAUAUAUCGCGCGUGCACUUAGAUAUUUGGUCAAACGAACAAGGCAGUUACAAUAAUGGUUUCUAUUAUUUUGUUGAUAGAGAAAGAGAGAGAGAGAGAAAGAGAGAGAAAGGAAAGAGGUAGGUUUUGCGAGAAAACGGUGCAAAGUGAUCUGUGAAUUGUAGUUAGUAAUACGUGCGUCCGGCAUUGUUAUUACUGGUGAUAGAUAAACCGUAUGAACCUUCAGGUGAUCACCUAACAUUCUGUAUAAUUUAGGAUCCGCAAACGAGAGAAUUAGCGAUACAACUUUGUUGAAUAAUGCGUCUAGUAAUACUUCCGCACGAUCUGUUUGGUCAGACGAUAUCACUGAGAUACGAGCAACAACCCGAGGGGUCUCUUUGAUUAUUAUAUUACUGGCGACAGAAAGAUUCUCUCAAAAUACACGCCUCUAAAUACACGGGACCUUUCGCGGUUUCAUUGAUCGGUGAAGUAAUCGGACGAACAAUUUUUGGACCGGAAGAAAAUAAAGUCAGUGGCAUCGUAUCCGCCACGUGCGUUUGGAGAAUGGCAAUAAUAUUUAUAAAGAAACUGCGUGUGUUAAUUGGUAGUUAAUUGGUAGCGAAUAUUUUUCGAGAAAAUCGUGCGGGGUGAUCGCCGAGAUACGUCCAAGUUGAAUUUGAGACUUCUGAUGCGUAAGAUCUGAAAAUAGUCGGAUUAAUGAUAUUUUGUACAGUUUUGUAAAAUUAUCUUUAUCUUGCAGUAUUUUUAUUAUAAUUCGAUCAUUGCCUUAUGACAGUGCUAGUGUCGUAAGUUAAACGAAAGCUGUCUUUCAUUUCACGAAGCUGUUCGAUAAAAAAGAAGGAAAUUUCGUUCAUUUUGCGUUUGUCGUUUUGCAAGAAAAACGUUUCUUACUAGGAAAUCAAUUAAUUCGUUUAUCGUUUGUUAUCUCGUUAAUUAGCGUGCUAACGAGCUUGUCAAACACAGAAUGACGAAUUAGAUAGUAUAAUUUAAUUAUUGUUAUUACAAGACCAUAUCAUUACAGUUAACUCUUUAGGCGUUAAUUAAACUAUUCUGUAUAAUCAUAGUACGUAAUAACAAAUGCUCCAAUUUACCGUGUAACAUCAGUUCGCGAAACGUUUGCUGUAAAACUAGUAUUUCGAAUUAGCGAGAGAAGUAUUAUUCGAUUUCUUUAUGAGCCAUCUUAUUGAGAAGCGUAUAAUAAAAACAGAAGAAAUAGAA